This is a messenger RNA of Vanrija pseudolonga, 2102 nucleotides long. RefSeq lists its product as uncharacterized. Lineage: Eukaryota; Fungi; Basidiomycota; Tremellomycetes; Trichosporonales; Trichosporonaceae. The transcript is spliced from 2 exons. The record is from RefSeq and is a predicted model, not a curated record. The coding region runs from base 30 to 1901 and encodes 623 amino acids.
CUCUGUACUCUCCACCUCGCCACCACACAAUGACCGCGGCGUGGAGCUUCUCCAGCUCGCCCCAGUUCCCCUCCAGCUUCCCCGGGACGCCGCGCAGCCCCGGCCCGACCUCGCCCUUGUCCCGCUCGCCACUGUUCGACCGCGCGUGGACAAUCUCGCUCGACACGGACAGGCCGGCACACCGCUCGUGGUCGCUUGCCGCCGGCCCACCACCUCCAUCCAACCCGCCCAUACUCCCGCCCGAGGUCCUGCGCCGCGUGAUUGCCCAUGCGCUCGCCCUGCCCCCGUCGUAUCCCUCCGACGUGGGCCGCAAGCCGCCCGCAGCGAGCUGGGACGCGCACGGCGGCCGGGCUGCGCGCAAGGCGCUCGCGGCGCGCGUCGUGCAGCGCGAGGGCGUGGCGCGGACGGCGCGCGCGCUCAUGUGUGUCUGCCGCGCUUGGAAGCCCCUCGUAUUGAAGUACCUCUAUGCCGAGCCCCACAUCCACGGGGACAACGUCGCGGGCCUCGCGCAGGCGCUCGUGCUCGGCGACCGCAAGUGGUCCGACAUCAACAUCCACCCGCACUCGGUGCCCGGGCGGUGGAUCACCGUGCUCGACCUGAGCGGGCUCGGCCCGGGCGGGUCGUAUCUCGGCGCUGACCCCGUGACUGUGCGCCGCGCGUGCUCGGCCCUGCUGGAGCUCGCGCCGCGCGUCACCCAUCUCCGACUGCCCGUCACCGGCGUGUCGCUCGACGACCUGCGCGUCGCGCCGUGCAUCCGCAAACUGAAGGCCCUCGAGGGCGUGCACCUCGGUAAUGAGGAGAGCGAGGUCGAGGCCGUGCGGCUCCUGCGCGCCGCGAAGGAGCUGGAAGUCCUCGGACUCGUGUGGAUAGGCGGUGCGCUGCCCCCCGACGAUGAGGAGGCGCUCGACGACCUCGACCUCGACGACGACCCGGAUGCCCCCCCGCCCCCGCCGCCGCUCAACCUCGCCCACCUGCACACGCUCACCCUGGUCGGCGGACCGCCGGGCACGCUGCUGUCCACGUUGACGCGGUCCGACCUCCCGCGGCUGUCGAGGCUUGUGAUGUCGCCAUACGAGUCGCGCUUGAGCGCGUGGGAGGACGACCCGGUGCGUGGCGGUCGCCGCGCGCUACAGCUCGCCCACGGCGACAAGAUUGUCAGCCUGACGUACGUUGCCACCAUGGACUGGCCGCGCAACGACCUCAUGCCGCCGGCGGACACGCUCUCGCUGCACCCGCAGCUGCGCCAUCUCAACCUCGCCCUCCCGCACGCGCUGCUGGCGGAGAACCCCCAGUUCGCACUAGCGCUCGCGCGCGCCGACCACCCACUAAUGCACGUCACGCUGCCGCGGUGGCCGCGCGUGCCUCAGUCGUCCGUCUCGCCCGGCCCUGGCUCGGCGCCAGCACAGCUCCAGCCCAACGCGUCCGCCGCAAGCCUCCGCAGCCUCCCCAGCCCGGGGGGCAACGCGUUCCUCAGCACGCUCAUGUCGCGCCCGUCACGUAUCCGCACGAUCGCAAUCGACGGGUUCACGUGGGUGCCGCCCGCGCUGGGCCGCUGGGCCGCCGAGUCGGGCGACAGCGGCAUGCUGCGUAACUGGGCGACUUGGCUGGUACGCUUUGGCGUCGACCUUAAGGACAUGGACGGCGGCGCCGCGCCUAUCGUCGACAGGGGCAGGGCGGGCGGCGGUGUCGGGCGCUCGAGCUUUGACUCGGGCUCGUUUGGCGGACCGAUGCAGCGCCGAGGCAGCGGCCAGGGGCGCGGACGGAGCAGCUUUGAUGGCGGCGCGUUGGCGGCCGCUGCGGCCAUUGCGCGCCGCCAGAGCGGCGGCUCGGCGGGUGCGUAUGGCGGGCGGAGGAGAGCGAAUAAUGGCGAGUCGGACGAGGAGGACAGUGAUGGGGGGUAAGGCGGCGUCGGGCCGUCCGCGCAGCGGAUGGCGUAGGCGCAGUCCAUCCGCCACCACCAAGCUCUUCUCGUCUCUUUGGCGCACUGCCACUGCCACUUCGCCACAAGCCAGCACGCACCCCUCACAGUAGUACCAAAUCCCCCCUCAUACUAAUACGUUGUAGAUCUAGACCAUGGCACCAUGCAUUGUGAGUGAGCAUCG